Messenger RNA from Brassica rapa (field mustard), 1752 nucleotides. Its product is annotated as MADS-box transcription factor PHERES 1-like. The record is from RefSeq and is a predicted model, not a curated record. Gene Ontology annotation, biological process: positive regulation of transcription by RNA polymerase II. Gene Ontology annotation, molecular function: cis-regulatory region sequence-specific DNA binding; protein dimerization activity; DNA-binding transcription factor activity, RNA polymerase II-specific. NCBI's taxonomy places the organism in Eukaryota, Viridiplantae, Streptophyta, Magnoliopsida, Brassicales, Brassicaceae.
UAAGUGAAAAAUGGUAAUCUUACAUAUGUUUAAUGUAGUUUUCUAUUUUUAUGCUGUAUGUUUACAUAUUAUUUAUAAUUUUUAAAAAUUAGUAAUAUUAAAAUGUAAAAACUAUAUUUUAUGUCACGUGUCAUCUUUCGGGAUAAGUUAUUUUUGCUGAUGUGGACGCUCUAUGGAGCCUCAAAAGAUCAUUUUUAUUAGUAUAGAUUAGAAUUGUAUAAAUUUUCCUUUAGAUAUAUCUGUGUAAUUUUAGUCUUACUACCUACGCAGCAUUAGUUGGCAACAUUUUCAUCUAAAUUUGCAUUGAAAUUUACUGUUUCCUUAUUGGUUGGUUUAAUUGCUUCAACUAAGGGAAACAUAUCUUGAGUUAUACAAAUAAUAUCUAAAGUUACAUGAUUAUUAUCUGCUCUAUCCAAUGAUUUCCUGACAACUGUUAAUGAGUAUAUAUAUAUUCUUUUUGUAACUAUUAUAAUUAUACAUUACUGCAAUUUAGCAUUAAUGAUCCCAAAGAAAGUGAUAAGACCUGCAUACGUAAUACCAGCCUCAUUACACUAUAUAAACAAGAGCAUUAUCAAGUGCCAACAUAUCUCUAUCAUUCACCAACACAAAACAAUGCCAAAGGGAAGGAUAAAAAUAGAGCCUAUGACUAAUAGCACUGCAAGGAACCAAACUUUCAGGAAGAGGAAGACAGGUUUACUUAAAAAAGCCAACGAGCUGUCAACUCUCUGCGGUGUCAAAGUUUGUGUGGUUAUCAACAGCUGCGACAACACGGAGACGGAGUUUUGGCCGUCAAGGGAAGGCGCUGAAGCAGUGCACUCGGCGUUUAUGGGUGUUCUGCCGGAGGAACGGUGCAAGAAGAUGUACGACCAAGAGAGGCAUCUGGAGGAGAGGAUCCAGAAGGGACAAGCGAAAGCGAUGAGGCUACAAGCGGAGAAUCGAGAGAUUGAGCUUAGAGAGGUUAUGUUCGAUCUUUUGAAGGGGGAGACGCUAAAGCCGCAUCACUAUGAUGAUCCAUGUUUUAUUGGAGAACUAAAUCAUUUUAUUGGUGAUUAUGUCAAAAAUCUAAGUCACAGGAUCGAGUUCCUCGAGGCGAAUGGUGAGCCAGUUCCUCCUAAUGUCGCUGCUACAGAUGCGUCUGGUCCUGUCGUUGGUGAUGCGAACCCUUUUGUUGUCGGAACUGAGGGUUUGGUAAGUAACCCUACUGAAGCUUAUGAUCAUAUGCGUCAAUUUGAUGGUAUGGAUAUGAGUGUGAAGGAGGAGGCUCCUGGAGGUUUUAAUGAUCAUGUUCAUCAUCAGAAUAUGAAUCAUCAAGAACCAUUUCAAUACCAAACUCCUACUAACUUUUAUGAUCAGACUCAGCCCAUGUUUUAUGGUUCGAGCCAGGGUAUGAAUAUGAAUCGUGAAGAACCAUUUCAAUACCAAACUCCUGCUAACUUUGAUGAUCAGACUCAGCCUAUGUUCUAUGGUUCGAACCAGGAUAUGUAUACAGGUUUGAAUCAUGAUCAGGGACAGAGUUCGAAUCAGUAUCCAAAUUCAAACCAAUCGUUCGUGGGUCUUUUGAUGGGACAACCUCAGCAGAUGAGUGAUGGUCAAGAUCCUGCAACCGUUGCUUCGAUGGAUGACAAAAAUAAUGGCUAUUACCAACUACCAAUCACCAGUCAGAUGCUUCUCACCACCACCACCGCCGCCGCUGCCGAUCUUUCUGGUCAUAGGAUCAACAAUGGUUGGCUAACAAGGUUUGGUUUGGAUUGA